GACCCCAGUGGAGAAGUACAGAUAAAAUUUAUUCUGUGGGCUGGUGCAAAGUCCAUAGUAUAACGACCAUAGAGUUCUCCUAGGAAAGCUCUAUUGUGGAUUUAUAAGUGUCCAAGCAAAAAGGUCAAGUCUGUGUAGCAUAAUGUUCUCAACAUGUUCAAGAAGGGGAAGUUUUGUACAUAUCCCAACAUUAAAUUCUGCCUUAGGGCAUAAACCUUAUUCCAACCUUGCAAAGACAUAGGGUAUGACUUUGGAAUCUCAUUCUGUUCCUUACAGCACUACCCAGAUAGAAUGCAUUAUAUUUCCUAUCCAUUAGAGUAGGCCUCUAUAUGGCUAUUAUCUUCCAUCAGAUGAGGUUUUUAUUUGAAGUUGGGAACUUUAUCUAAUGAGACCCAAUAUUGUACUUUUAAUUCAGACAGAUAGUCUUUUCAAUUGUCACCAACGUUCCUUCCCAAAGAAGUAUUCCUCCUUUGGUUAAGCAUCAAAGUCUAGUCCUUGAGAUCACUGACAGUUUCAGGGCAGAGUAGUCAUGUCUUCUGUAUUGAGAUUUGCUAGAGAAUUCACCAGAUUUUGCAUAUUGGUCAUCCAAUGUCGGCCAAUUCCCUUUUACUUCUGGAAAAAGUCUUCUCCACUCCUGAGUAGGAGUAGAUAAUUGUAUGUACUAUACCUUGUUUUGAGAUCCAUAUUUACAGGAUAAUCCUGCUUUCUGCCCUCGAGGCACACUGCUAUGCAAAUCCUGUUGCUACAGAUCUGUGGACCUUAGCAUGAAGAAUAGGAAAACUUAUCCAUGCUUAUGUAGAAAUUUCCUUCUUCAAGUAGCAAGGCUCAGAGAUCUGGCCCUCUCAGGAGACAAAUGGAUCAUCCAGAAUAGAAAUUGAUAUCCAAGGAUUAAGGUUUAUUGUCAAUAGGUGGAAUUUAUCAUGCUCUGCAGUAAGAGAUUUUUGUAUCCUUCCCCACCCCGAGUAUAUUUAACGCAAUAUGUAAUUUAGGAAAGUAGAUUUGAAUUAUUCUGGUUAUGGAAGUUGUCUCAAGUAGAAGGAACUUAAGGAGGUGGUGCAAUCUUCCGUUGCCAGUGCCUGACGGAGCUGGUUCUGCUCCAAGGCUGCAAUCCUAUUGUAAUGGAUCUGUGGAUCCUAUUAUUCCAAAAAAAUAUAUAUUUAUUUCAGAUAAGUUUGGAUACCUUUCCCUAUUAUAUUAAGCUUACAGUUUGGGCAAAAAAUUUUAAAAUCCAUCCAUCUAUGCAAUCACAGAUUCCGAAUCUUUCUGCAAUUGCAUAUCUAACUUGCACACAUAAGUAACUAAAAUAGGCCAUACAAAUUCGAGGAAUUUAAAUUCACAUUUUAAGUAUAUAAAGGGGUGUGGGGGCACUUAAAAAUUGAUUGUACUACGAUGGGGAAGAGGGGAAAAAAGAAUAAAGCUAAGGAGAAGAUAUUUAAUUUUUAACUAUCCAUUAAUAAUGGAAUGUUUAACACAUAUUUUUUUAAAUAAAGAAUUAAUAUUGUAUUGUGGAAAUAUACUUGUUUUAGGAAAUGAAGUGUAAUUGUUAUUGACUGGUUCCUAUAUUGAAUCAGUCUACUUUGGUCUCUGUGGUUUGUGUGUGUGUGUGUGUGUGUGUGUGUAUGUAUAUAUAUAUAUUGUUCAAAAAGCAUUUUGUAUGUCCUCCAAAAACUCAGAGGAAAGAAAAUGAUGGUUCACCAUCAUUAAAACUUCAGAUGUCUUUUAGCUCUCAAACAUUCACUAAGUGUUUUAUUUAAGUGAUUAUGUUCUUUAUUAAUAAAACUAACAUUUUACAAACUAGCCCUACUUGCACAUCUAAUUGGUCAAUGAUUCUUUUACUUAGGUGUUGGCAAAACUAUUGCAUUUUCUGACAGAUGCUUCAAUACAUCAAAACUAAAAAGUCAACCUUUCGUGAGAUGACUCUAUAGUAACAAUCACUGUAACUUUAAAAUGCCUGAAGCAUGAGAAGAUCAUAUCCACUGGAAGGCUUACUGACUUCCAUUCUUGAGAAUCCCAGAACAACAUCAGUCUGGCAUGGCGCAGGGUAGUCAGCAACUUGAUGUGCAGGUACUCCAUGACCUCCGGCAACGUUUCCCUGAGAUUCCAGAAGGGGUGGUGUCUCAGUGCAUGCUCCAGAACAACAACAACCUUGAAGUAUGUUGUCGAGUCCUUGCGCAGGAGAGCAACAAAUACUUGUAUAUGGAGUACCAUAGCCCUGAUGACAGCAGAAUGAACAGGAAUCGCCUUUUGCACAUUAACCUGGGUAUUCAUCCCCAUACCAGCUAUCAGGCAGGGGAAGGAGCUCAACUUAACGGUGGUCGUACACUGGUACAUAGCUCAAGCGAUGGACAUAUUGAUCCACAGUGCACAGCAGGUAAACAGCUGAUAUGCUUAGUUCAAGAACCACACUCUGCUCCAGCUGUUGUGGCAGCUUCUUCUAAUUACAAUCCAUUUUUCAUGAAUGACCAGACUAGAAAUGCAGCUACUCCUCCUCCGCAACCACCUCAACAGCCAUCUUCCAUGCCUCCAGGAAUGAACACAUCUGCUAUGCAAGGCCCUCAUCCUCCUACAUAUAUGCACAUACCUCGGUACAAUACAAAUCCUAUUACUGUUACGUUAUCACAAAACCUCCCCUCUGGACAAACAGUACCCAGAGCUUUACAAAUUCUUCCACAGAUUCCAAGCAAUCUUUAUGGGACUCCUGGUUCUAUAUAUAUUAGGCAGACGUCUCAAAGUUCUUCAGGACGACAGACUCCUCAGAAUGCACAGUGGCAUUCUUCUCCACAAGGCCCAGUUCCACAUUAUACUCCACACCCGCUACCUGUUUAUCCACAUCAGCAGAACUACCAACCUUCUCAGUAUUCUCCUAAACAGCCCCAGAUUCCUCAGCCAGCUUAUCAGUCACCACCUGCAUCUCAGUGUCCUUCUCCUUUUGGCUCUCCUCAGCAUCAGGUACAGCCUACCCAAUUAGGUCAUCAGACUUCACAUGUGUUUAUGCCUCCUAGUCCAUCAACUGUUCCACCCCAUCCAUAUCAACAGUCACCCCAGAGUUAUCAAAAACAGGGUGGUCACUCAGUAUCUUAUCUCCCUUAUGGUGGACCUAGUUUAUCCAAAGGUUCUAUGAACAAGAUAGAAAUUACAGUUGAGCCACCACAAAGACCUGGGACUGCAAUGAAUAGAAGUCCUUCACCAAUAAAUAAUCAACCAUCUCAACGAAACCAGCACCCGCUGUAUGCAGCCACUACUCCACCUUCAGGCUCUCCUUCUAGAGGUAUGUCAGGUCAACCAAAACCACCAUUUAAUGUUAAUCCAUUAUAUAUUACCUACACACAACCAACUGGACCUACAGGUGUACUAACGCAGUCUCCCCGGGUAAUGGUAUCUCAGCCAAACUCAACAGUGUUUAAAAUCACAGUAGGUCGAGCGCAGACUGAGAAUCUUUUAAAUUUAGUGGACCAAGAGGAGCGUUCUGCAGCCCCAGAACCUAUUCAGCCCAUUUCAGUAAUACCAGGAUCUGGAGGAAAAAAAGGAAUCCAUAAAUACCAGAGGAGUUCCAGUUCUGGAUCAGAUGACUACGCUUAUACUCAAGCCUUGCUAUUACAUCAGCGAGCAAGGAUGGAGAGGUUAGCAAAAGAACUGAAGCUUGAGAAAGAGGAACUUGAGCGGCUGAAAACUGAAGUCAAUAGCAUGGAGCACAAUCUUAUGCAGAGGCGACUUAGAAGAGUAAGCUGUACAACCUCAAUCCCAACACCUGAGGAAAUGACCAGAUUGAGAAGCCUGAAUAGACAGCUCCAGAUAAAUGUUGACUGUACUCUGAAAGAAGUUGACCUCCUUCAGUCUAGAGGUAACUUUGAUCCGAAAGCCAUGAGCAACUUUUAUGAUAAUAUACAGCCUGGUCCUGUUGUGCCACCAAAGCCAUGUAAAAAAGAGCAUCAAAGCAGCUCCAAACAGACUCAGCCAAGAGAUGAAGACUUCGAAGGGGCUCCAUGGAAUUGUGAUAGCUGCACCUUUCUGAACCACCCAGCGCUAAACCGCUGUGAGCAGUGUGAAAUGCCACAUUACACCUGAAUCUGGAAAGGGUCUGCAUUAGGUUGAAAACAGGUUCUUGAUCCCACAGCCAUAGGAGAAGGAAACAUGGGGAACCUUUCAGUCCAUCUGCCAGGCCUUUGCCAGUCAACUAUUUUCAGAUUACAAUGGGGGAGGAAAAGAUGUGAAACUGUUUCCACUUGUACUGCUCUAAAGAAUUAAUUUGCGGGGCGGGGAGGGAAAUAUUCUUUUCUUAUGCCAUUGCAGUGAGCAAAGCAGAAAGGAUAGCCAAAACCAGAAAAGGAUUCACUCUUCGAAGAAUGUAUACAGGAAAGCAGAUAAUUGCUUCUGUUUAAUCCUAUGGCUACAGUUACUGCUUAGUGGCUCUUAAAUUUUAAAUAUAGAACUUUUAGUAAUGUUGUGAAAUAUUACAGUUAUCCUGACAAACUGAAGCCAUAGCUGACCUACCUGGUCCCAGCUAGCUGGAAAACAAAGGCUCCCUGUGCUUCUGGAUUGUAAACUACUGAAAAAGAAGACAGGAAAAUGCAAUUGUAAAUUUUACAACAUAUAGAAAACAGAGAGAAGGGUAUUUGUAAUCGCUGCUUUUUUUCAGGGUGAUUUAAGUCUACACAAAAAUUUGUUGUUUUGAGAUUGUGACUUCUGGUGCAAAAAUGAGGUACUGUCUGAGCCUUACAAAAAGUAGACUCUGAGGUGAUUCUACAAUCCCUUUUGCUUGUAGAGUGCUCACCAAGCAGUGUCAACGCUGGGGGUAAUUAACUAAGAACUAAUUCUACCAUAUUACUGAUGAAAAGAGUGCUGCAUGCUUUUAUUAGGUCAUUGUGUGGUAAAGCUAAAAGUAAAUUAUGCUUUUAUAAAUAACGUUCUCCUAAGACUGCCCUGUAGCAGAACAGUGAACGUAUGCCAAAUGCCAGAACUAUUCCAAAUUCUGUUUGGAAGAUUUGAGCUCAGCCAUGAUUAUGUAUGAGAAGUGUUUGCACCCUGUUACUUAGGCCUUUUCUGCUUCCAAUUUUGUGAAGAAUUCUUGAUGUUUACAGCACAGAAGGUACUUUGUGCCCCAAUCCUGAUUUAGCUGAAAAAGAAUUAAUCAAUAUUAGCUCUUCAAUAAAGGUUUAUUUGCACACUGUUAAUAAACCAGCCUGUAUAAAAUAGCAGAUGGCAGAUCUGGAAAAGUUGCACACUGCAUUUUUUUAAUUUUGGUCAGGAAAUGUUUGCAAUACAGUGAAGAAUACAAAACACUUGCAAACUAAAAACCAUGCAGGUACUUUUAUGCACAUAAUGUAUUGUAUUAUAUUAAAUGAUCAGUUUUGUUUAAAUGCUUCAGUUUGCUGUAAUAAAGCAGUCAUUAUUUGUGAAAUCAGAACUUCUGGAUUUGGGCAGCUGAAUGAUUAUGAUGUGAAAUUGUGAGACUGAUUUAGGAUGUUUUUCAUAUCGGUAAGAAGCUGGUACCAUGCAAUUGAAUUUUUACACUGUAACUUUGUUGUGUAAAAUCUAACAUUUUCACGGCAUUUGAAAGGGAGAGUUUUUGGUUUUUUGCUUGUAUUGCCUUUCUGGUGUCUUCCCUCCAUGCGGUUUAAAAAGAUAGCAGCAAAAACUGCUGUUUUGUGAUUCAGAUCAGGAACUACCUUUUAUAUGGUAUGAUAUUGAAAUAUGUUCCUUCAAUCAUAAAAUUUUAAGCAUAACCUAAAAUUUAUUUAAUAAGUCUGCUUGAGAUCAAGUGAAGUGUGCAUCAUUAAUAAGCAAAAUGAAGUCAAAGGCAUCAAAACUGAGAUUUCUUUUUUAAGUUGAUGAUGAUUUUGCACUGUAUGAUGAGGAGCUCAUAUCUGAAAGAAAAGAAAAAUUCCCACUGUCCAGAUGAAGUUAAAAAUAAGAGUAAAUUUUUGUAAUUCUGUUUUGUAUAAAUGGAUGGUGUGGGAAAACUGAAGGGACAGUGUGGAAAACAGAUGAGCUGAAGUAUUUUACCGAAAACAUUUUUCUUCCUUGAGAGAUUAGCAACAUCUUUACCUGAUGUAUAUUCAGGUAUUCAAUACAAUAUCAAUUCUAUCAUAGUUCUUCAGUGAUGAUGCCUUUUCUUUUGUAUGAUUUCAGUUUUCAAUCCUUUUUAGGUUGACUUUUUAACAGCUUUAGCUUUUGCUGCUGGAAUAGCAAAAAUAACUAAAAUGACAGUCAUCAGAUGAGUAACAGUAGCAUGCUGGAGAACAGUUGUGCCACUUUGUUUUAAGACAGGGUAGAUGCUGUUUAUAAAAAAAAAAAAAUGCAUGCAACUCAUUAAUUCUGUGAGCUCUAAUAAUCCUAAAUGCAUGGUUUCUGGUGUUACAAAGACAUUCUAGUCUUAGUCAUAGCUCUCACUGGCUAGCAGUGAAAAGAAGACAAAAAAGAGGCAACCUGUGAGGAGAUGCUAUUGGGAGGGUGAGAGAGAGUGCCAUCAAAUGGGCAAGUUGAUUUUAAGAGCAAAGCUGAUUUUUAUUUGAGCUUUUUUCAGUUCUCAUUUGUUGGUUGUACAAAAAGUAUUGAAAAUUUAAAAUUAAUGAACAAACAUUAGCAGUAAAAGAACUCUAUAUGGUACUUGAAUCUUCAGUUUGUUAGAACAUAAGUUGUAUUUAAAUAUUAGAUCAUGCAUUUUGCUUUUGGAAGCAGGCAACACCUUUCACACUCCAACUGAAAUGUAGACUAUGCCAAAAAAGGUUUCUUCGUGUAAUAUUUAUUUAAUGCACACAAAACCGUAAUGUCAGCUGGCAUAUAAAAUGCACUGUAUUGUAUGAAACUUUUGAGUGUAUGUGUGUGUGGAUGGCAGGAUGCUAAUGCCUUUGUGUUGUUAAUGCACUACUUAUUUUUAAUAACAAGCUUUCCCUCAACCGUGCUAAUAGACUAGUUUGGUUGGUAACUUACUUGGACUUUAGCUAUUCAAAAAGAUUUCACGCUUCAUCUAAAUUAACUUUUAUAAAAGCUUAUUUUAUAUUUAUCAUCUAUUAGUAUCAAUUAUCCCUUUCUACAACCAUGGUUUUAAAAAGUUUUAGUCAGAGUGGGACUUGUGAACAAUAUUUCAGGGUAUAGCAAACCAAAAGAAAUCCUAAACUUGGCUAUGCUUCAAAUUUGAUGUAAUUAUCAACCUUGUUUGUUUGGGAGGGAGAAGGGCAGGUAGGGGCUAAGAAGAAAAUACUUUGUUAAAUAUAGUCUAAGGUCAGAUUGAGUUGUGCAUUUGUGUGUCUGUGGUACGUGUGUUUUCCCUUAAGAUGGGACGUGUGAUGAGAAGGUGUAAUAAUUUUUAAAGAGCUGGUCUCAGUCUUAGUACUUCCUAAUCAUGUGCUACUAAAUCAUGUUUUCUUUAAAAAUAUAUUAUUGCUUUCAGUUAGUGUAUCUAUCCCAGUUAUACACUCAUUUCAAUUUUUCCAUGGCAACACAUGUUGACAUUAAGAUUGAUUGAUUUUGAUUGUAAAAUCCUUUGAAACUGAAUUCAGAAAUAUUUAAGAACUGAAAUUGGGACAAAAAAUGGGAAAAAAUAAAGAAUGUGAGACUAUCAAAUAAGUUAAAAAUGAAAUUGUCAUCUUGAUCCUUUUUAAUAUUCAUUGGUGUACCCAGGAAUGUGAAAAUGGCUUUCAUAGUUCAAGAUGAACAGUUGGACUCAGAGAUACUUAACUGCUUCUCUGAGUCUGUAAAAUUUACAUGCUAUGAUACUACUGUGACUCUCCACCCCAUACAGAGAGAAGACAUGCACACAAACAAUGCGUCUUGUAGUCAAUAUUGCUUCUGUGUUCCGCAUCUAUUUUAUUUUCUUUCCAAAUGUUAACAUAAUUAUUUAAAGUUGGCCAUGAUUGAAACUUGCUGUAUUUUUUAGUUUGGGGCAUUCUCAUUGCUUAUCUAUAAAUAUUAAUACAGAUAGGUUUUUCUUGACUUGUUUGAAUAAUAAGAGGUCAUUGGAUUUAAUGCAAUAUUAUAAUUUUGGAUUUUCAAGACCUUAAAGAAUUUUUUAAAACUCUGUUCUUGAAAUUUAUUUAUUUAUGGUGGCACCGAUGUAUCUAAUCCAUAUUUCCUGCUAUGUGAAACCCUGUUAAAUUUUUUUCAUUAAAACAAGACUAGAUCUUGUUAAAUCCUGUAAAUAUGAUGUCUCUAGAUUUAGAUGUAUAUGCUGUGAAUGAGAUUAUUACCAAGAGAUGAAAUUGUACGAAAGCAUUAAGAGGCUAUGCAUGUGUGGUAUCUCCAGAAAGUGCAUACUCGGAAAGUUGCAGAUUUCUGCAAAAAAUAAAUUAAUAAACUAAGAAAACAUCACAUGCUGCAUUUGUUCUCAUGUGUAGUAGAAGACAUUUCCAAAAUACCAAAUUUUCUUGCUUUGAUGUUUCUGUGUUAAAGUGUAGCAUUCUCCCAAAAACCAAUACCUGUAUCAAACUUU
Molecule: messenger RNA, 8428 nt
Organism: Dermochelys coriacea (leatherback sea turtle)
Lineage: Eukaryota; Metazoa; Chordata; Testudines; Dermochelyidae
Gene: TAB3
Product: TGF-beta activated kinase 1 (MAP3K7) binding protein 3
Exons: 8
Coding region: 2032-4065 (677 amino acids)
Cellular component (GO): extracellular exosome
Molecular function (GO): ubiquitin binding
Source: RefSeq, a predicted model, not a curated record